Amorphotheca resinae ATCC 22711 is the source of this 2159-nucleotide messenger RNA. RefSeq lists its product as hypothetical. NCBI's taxonomy places the organism in Eukaryota, Fungi, Ascomycota, Leotiomycetes, Helotiales, Amorphothecaceae. The transcript has 5 exons. The coding region runs from base 270 to 2159 and encodes 629 amino acids. The record is from RefSeq and is a predicted model, not a curated record.
CGCGGGUUAGUUAGGGGUUGGCCAGCCAAGAUGGGGAUGGGGGGGGGAGUAGAGUAGAGUAGGUCAUGAGGGAGGGUAUGUAGCUAGCAGAGGGAAAGAGGGAAAAAAAAAAGGGUCACUGGGCCUUUUCUUUCUUAGGGAACGUCGUGUUGAUUAUAUGUAUGUUAGGGUUCGCGCCUUGGAGAGAUGGAAGGGGGGGGUUAUAUUUCCUAGAGGCAUUCUAAUUUCUAGGAGUCUUUGGAUAUAUAUACAUAUAUAUAUUGUUCAGGAUGCUGAUGCCACCGCCUUUCUGCCUCCUAGUUUCGUAUCUUGCGGUUGUGUCUUCGGCUGUGGUUAUUGAUGAACGAGGUACAAAGAUCAAGAUCCAGCACGGACAAAGGGAUGCUGUCGAUGCUUCGCAGGCAGACCCUGUGGUUGAUUUGGGAUAUGCUGUUUACGAAGGAUAUUAUGACGAGACGACCCAGUUGAAUGUCUUCAAGGGGAUACGUUAUGCAGCCCCGCCGCUUGGAAAGCUGAGAUGGCAGCGACCACAAACACCAGCUGUGAAUCGAAGCCACACGAUACCAGCAAAGAACUAUCCUCCACGCUGCCCGCAAGGCUUCGAUUCUCCCAUGCCGAGUGGCUAUGUAUUUCCGGACGGAGGAGUUGGGAAUGAAGACUGCCUGUUCUUGAGUGUGUUUCAACCCAAGAACGCUGUGAAUCUCCCGGUAAUGGUUUGGAUCCAUGGAGGCGGAUAUGGAAGCGGAGCUGGAGACAACGAUAUGUCGGAGAUGGUAGUGACGAACAACCACGGCUUCAUAGUGGUCCUUAUACAGUACCGUCUUGGAGCGUUUGGCUUUUUGUCCUCAGCAGAGGUUGCCCAAUUUGGAACGCCAAAUGCAGGGCUAUAUGAUAUGCUCUUCUCCCUGCAAUGGGUGCAGAAGCAUAUCAGAGCCUUCGGUGGAGAUCCUUCAAGAGUUACCGUCUCUGGCGAAUCUGCUGGAGCAGGUGGCGUCAUGCUGCUAUCCAUGGCAUUCGGUGGCAGUCUAGGCACUGCACUUUUCAAUAACGCUAUUGUUGCCAGUCCCUACCUACCUGGGCAGUGGGACUAUGAUGAUGAUGUACCAUCUCAGUUCUAUCGUCUUUUCGCACAGGAGGUUGGAUGCCUCAGCGAGUCACUCGAUAUGGACGAUCCGACUGUUUUCGAGUGUCUGCAAGCAAAAGAUACUCUUUCUUUACAGAAUGCGAGCCUUUCUAUAGGGAGUAACACAAAGUAUGGCCAAUGGGCUUUCUUGCCGGUUACGGAUGGGGAUAUCCUGCGCAAGAGACCAUCAGAACAGCUUCUCGCUGGAGAAGUGAACGGGGUCAGGAUGUUAUCAGGACAUAAUGCCAACGAAGGUGCUAUGUUUGUGCCCCAAGGGAUAUUGACUAGCGACGACUUCGACGCUUUUAUCCAAGAUCUCUUCCCUCUCAUGGGCGAGGAAGAUCUGUCUCGCAUUGCAGAAGCCUACGCUAUCCCGCCCACGACUCCAGGGCCGCUCUAUAGCACGCUCGGGGACAGCGGUCCCACGGCCUUGAACCAAUCAGGAUUCGGAACAGGACAGCAGCAGCGCGCAAACAAUCUCUAUGCCGAGACGGCGUUCGUGUGUGCAAGUUAUUGGCUUGCCACUGCAUUCCCCACCGCAUGGAAAUAUCAGUAUUCGGUUCCUCCAGCACAACAUGGUGCAGACCUGGAUGCGUACUACACGGCUAACAGCCAGUUCUUUGGUGAAGGCACACUCUCGCCGGGUUUCCGGACCGCGAUGCAGGAGAUAUGGGGUCGCUUCAUCAUGGACAAUGACCCUACAUUACCUGCAUCUGCCAUCAAGAAGAUCACCACAGCGUCGAACGGAAGCGCGACUGGUGAUGACAUUACCGCGGCAGGCACUGGAAGCUGGCCCGUAUGGAGCGGUGGAUGGGGUUUCGAUCAGGGCUAUCAGAUGCUGAAUCUCAACAUGACGGGCGGCCACCCCGUGCAAUACCAGUGGUACAGUGCGGAUGGUCACAGGGCGACCAUCACAGAGUAUGCUGGGCCGGGGCUGACAGCCAAGUUUGAUGUUGUGGAUGCUUGGAGUUGGGAGGGCGGAAGGGGAAGAAGAUGUCAGCUGUGGGCUGAUAUGGGUGCUCUGGUGCCCGAGUGA